Molecule: messenger RNA, 547 nt
Organism: Podarcis muralis (Common wall lizard)
Lineage: Eukaryota; Metazoa; Chordata; Lepidosauria; Squamata; Lacertidae
Gene: BORCS8
Product: BLOC-1 related complex subunit 8
Cellular component (GO): BORC complex
Source: RefSeq, a predicted model, not a curated record
CUGUCCUCCUUGUCCGGUGCCGAGGCCCGCUUUCCCCUCCGCCACUUCGGGCUCUCCCGGGGAUCAUGGAGGAGCCGGAGAUGCAGCUCAAAGUGAAGAAAGUGACAGACAAGUUUACGGAGAGCAUGUAUGUCUUGGCCAACGAACCUUCUGUGGCUCUGUAUCGGCUUCAGGAGCACGUCAGGCGCUCCCUCCCGGAGUUGGCCCAGCAUAAGGCCGACAUGCAGAGCUGGGAGGAGCAAAGUCAAGGGGCCAUCUACACCGUGGAGUACGCUUGCAGUGCCAUCAAGAACAUGAAAGACAGCAGCGUUUAUUUCAAGAGCAUCGAGGGUCUGCUCAGGCACACCAUUGCCAUGAAAGACCGCCUGAACGCUGCCCGCAGGUAGCUCCAGGAAGCCCCCCACAAACCCUCCUCCCACCCCCAGAGGAGUCCCAGGGUCUGGUCGGCGCAAGAGGCCAAGACAGCAGCAGUGUGCACUGUGUUGAUUGUGGCUGACUUUUUAAAUUAAAUCUUGUUAAUAUUAAAGCUCAGCAAGCAGCAAGCCAA